This is a messenger RNA of Aegilops tauschii subsp. strangulata, 1197 nucleotides long. RefSeq lists its product as uncharacterized. Gene Ontology annotation, molecular function: protein binding. The record is from RefSeq and is a predicted model, not a curated record. Lineage: Eukaryota; Viridiplantae; Streptophyta; Magnoliopsida; Poales; Poaceae.
AUGGCGACGAUCUGGUGGCCGGACCUCCCGCCCGAGCUGUUGGGCGCCGUGCUCUCGCGCUUGCCGUCCUACCUCGAGCACGUCCGCCUCCGGGCCGUGUGCGGCUCCUGGCGCUCCAGCGCGCGGACGCAGCAGCCGUCGCCGCUGCUCCCGUGGGCCGGACUCCGCAGCGGCGCCUUCCUCGACCUGGCCGAGGGUGCGCUUGACCGUCUGCCCGUCCCAGAAGCCGACGUCGUCCGCCGGGUCUCCACAGGCCGUCUGCUGUUCCUGGUGCGCCGCGACGGCCGGUGCUUCCUGAUGGACCCUCACUCCGGCGACGCCACCCCUCAGCACAUCGAGCCCGAGUACCUCUGUGCCAGCCUCCAGUUCAGCGACUUCUUACUGGUGCACCCCCGCUCCUCCGGGGACACGACUGCCCCUCAACAGAUCACCCAUCUUGUCGCCGAUAGCAUCCGCAAGGUCGUCGUGUCCGAUGACCUCGUCGCCGUUCUCAUCAGGCGUUUGCACACGAGCAAUAACGUCGGCAUCUAUACUCGUGGCGGAACAAUGCGCAUGGCGUGGGCGCCUCCUCCUGAGUUCCCCGGACGCGCCGUCGACAUGGCGCUCUUCAAAGGGAAGCUCUACGUGCUCGCGUCAGAAGUGCAGCGCCGGAGCUACGAGCUCCACGCCCUGGACAUGGCCACCGGAGAAUCCGUCCAAUGCAUACCUAGCAGCACGCCGCCAACAAGAGCCGAUGAGGGCUACAACCGCGUACGCGAGGUCCGCUUCUACCUGGUCCCCUCCGGCGACCGCCUACUCAUGGUCGAACACACAAUUGACCACAUGACGUAUCAACAGACGUAUUUGCCGUCUCAGUUUGAGGUCUUCGAGGCGGCCGACCUGGAGCUGGGCGACGGCCAUGGACGGUGGAGGGAGGUUGAUACGCUCAUGGGACGCGCCCUCUUCGUCAGCCAGGGAUGCUCCGAGUCACCCCCGGCCAGCGGCAUCGGGGCUAGAGAAGAUUGCAUCUACUUUAUGAGCGAGCGUGAAAGGCUCGGCCCAAUGGCCAGGGACGCUACCAUGACGGAGCUCGAAUCGGGGGUGUACAACAUGAGAGAAGGGAUGAUAAUAACGCCGUUGCCACCGUUGGAGACGGCGACGGAAGCGUCGGUGGACGGUCCAUGGUCUCCCACUUGGCUUUUCCCACCGGCGAUUUGA